CUAAUUACCACUGCCCAAGUACAACGCGGUAUCUGAAAUGAGGAUCAUCCAUCCGUGUCAUUGUUUAUUAAGUUCCCAUCUGAUCUGAUUCUGAAGACACAAGUAAAGUGUGAGUACAUACUAUAUUCCCUUCCCAGAUUUCCAAGUUGCCAUUUCCCAAUGCUGAUGACAGACAAUUAAUAAGAGGAGUUGGCGCCACAACAAACAAACAAACCCGGUCACCAGUCGCUCUUCUCUACUACUUGCAUUUAGUCUUCCACGCGAACCAAAGAAGUCGAAGGAGCAUACAAAGCAGAAGAAGAUGCACUUGAGCGAGAACGAAGGCAUAGAGGGAAAUACGUUCGUGGUAACGGGCGGGCUCGGAUUCGUGGGCUCUGCUCUCUGCUCAGAGCUUAUAAGGAGGGGAGCUCAACAGGUUCGAUCUCUUGAUCCUCGACUAACUUCUCCCUGGUCCGACGAUCUCAACAAGAUUGGAGUUCACUGCAUCCAAGGGGAUGUUAGCCAGAAAAAAGAUGUUGAAAGAGCCCUACGUGGAGCAGAUUGUGUUUUUCACCUUGCCUCUUAUGGCAUGUCAGGGAAAGAAAUGCUUCAAGUUGGACGUGUUGAUGAGGUGAAUAUAAAUGGAACAUGCCAUGUAUUGGAUGCAUGCCUUGAGUUUGGAAUCAGGAGACUUGUCUAUGUGAGCACUUACAAUGUUGUGUUUGGGGGAAAGGAGAUUCUUAAUGGCAAUGAAGCCUUGCCUUAUUUGCCCAUUGAUGAUCAUGUUGAUCCAUAUGGCCGUAGUAAAACAGUUGCUGAACAGUUGGUAUUGAAGAGCAACGGUCGUCCUUCCAAGAAGAAGAAUGGGACCCAUCUUUACACUUGUGCAAUUCGUCCUGCUGCUAUCUAUGGACCGGGUGAAGAGAGGCACCUUCCCAGGAUAAUUUCUCUUGCAAAGUUGGGUCUUUCGACAUUCAAAAUUGGUGAAUCAAAUGUGAAGACCGACUGGGUUUAUGUGGACAAUCUUGUUCUUGCUCUUAUAUUAGCUAGCAUGGGACUCUUGGAUGACAUCCCUGGGAAAGGACACCCUAUAGCUGCUGGACAACCAUACUUCAUUUCUGAUGGUUCUCCUGUCAACACAUUUGAAUUUAUCCAUCCACUUCUUAGAAGCCUGGGGUAUGACUUGCCAAAAGCUACACUAGAUGUUCGGCAUGCUCUUUUCAUUGGACGUCUUUUUUCUGCUAUCUAUACUUUCUUAUAUCCAUGGUUGAACCGGUCCUGGCUUCCACAGCCAUUAAUCCUUCCUGCUGAAGUAUACAAGGUUGGAAUCACCCAUUUCUUCUCUUUCCUAAAAGCAAAAGAGGAACUUGGGUACAUUCCUAUGGUGAGUCCCCAAGAGGGCAUGGCCAUGACCAUCUCAUACUGGCAAGAGAAGAAGAGGAAAGAUCUAGAUGGGCCUACCAUAUAUGCCUGGCUCUUCUGUGUGAUAGGAAUGACUGCAUUGUUCUCUGCUGCUUGGUUGCCAGACUUUGGGCCUGUGGAAUUCAUAAGAUCCAUUUCCCUUUUCUUCUUUCGGUCAAUGUUGAUGGUACGCUUGGUGUUCCUUUUGGCUGCCAUGGUUCAUGUAGGUGAAGCAACAUAUGCAUGGUACUUGGCAAAGAUGGUGGACCCUGCAAAUGUAAGUGGAUGGUUUUGGCAGACAUUUGCCCUUGGAAUGUUUUCACUGCGUUUCCUGCUUAAGAGGGCAAGGAUGAAGAAACUAAGAUGAGUUUUCCCUUUGUGAAUUGUUAGUGGUAUGUAUUUAGCUAAUAAUACAUGUAUUAGAUUUGAGUGAGAAAUGAAGUACAAUACACAUAGUUGUUUACAUUUUCUUAUCCUGAGCCAAGUCACAUAGGGGAAUGCUGGUCUGAAAAAACCGAAGCAAUACUGAUUUUGUAAUGGUGCUCUUAAUAGCUUAAUGAAUGUGAUAAUAACAUGGUCUGAAUUUAGGCUGUA
Nelumbo nucifera (sacred lotus) is the source of this 1974-nucleotide messenger RNA. RefSeq names its product NAD(P)-binding Rossmann-fold superfamily protein. Lineage: Eukaryota; Viridiplantae; Streptophyta; Magnoliopsida; Proteales; Nelumbonaceae. Gene Ontology annotation, molecular function: oxidoreductase activity, acting on the CH-OH group of donors, NAD or NADP as acceptor. Gene Ontology annotation, biological process: steroid biosynthetic process. The record is from RefSeq and is a predicted model, not a curated record.